GCUGGAUGUGGACAAAGUUGGUUAUUCAAAGCAAGUUUUGAAUGAAGUCACCGCAGAAGAGAAGAGGCGGCCAUGGGAGGCUCUAACAUCCGUCUGUGGACGCUCUCAGCUGGGAUGCAAAGUGCGCCUGAGUCGCGCCGUUGGAGACCAUGAGAAGAGAGCCAAAGUGCACCUGACUUGCUUGAAGUGUGUGUCCAUCGCCAUGUCCUCCUCUUCGGCGAGGAAGCUGACUCUGUGUGAGGCCCUGACCUUUGUCCUGCUGCUCGUCGCUCCCGUCUGCCUGCCCUCCCUGCAGAGCGCUUCCUGGGUUUCUGCGUGGGGUCCUUAUAGGGAAGCCUCAUUGGGCCGUCCGGCGCGACCCCGACGCCAACUGCACUUUAGGAACGAAUGGGCAAGCUGGAGUGGAUGGUCUGUGUGCUCGCGAAGUUGCGGUGGCGGUGCUUCUGUGCGUACACGAACCUGCAUCACCAGAAACCCAGUGGGUGGACCAUGUGGAGGGGAUCCCAGACAAUACAAGAUCUGCAACACCAAGGAGUGCCCUCCGGGCUCAGAAGAUUUUCGAGAGAUGCAGUGUGCUGCUUUCAAUGACAGACAGCUCGUGGCAGGAAACUCAUUCAGAUGGAAAACCUUUCACGGAGGUUCCAACCCCUGUGAGCUCAGCUGCCUGGCCUUGGGUCAUAACUUCUAUUACAACUUUGGUCGUGUGCUUGACGGCACAGCCUGCGACAAAGAGCCCGGAGCUGUGUGUGUCAACGGACGCUGUCUGAAGCCUGGCUGUGACUCCAUCUUGGGUUCCAAGCAGCAAGAGGACGCCUGCAUGGUCUGUGGAGGGAAGAACACCACCUGCCUUCAUCACAGGAGUGUUUACCAGAGCAACGGCCUGGAGGCAGGUGGGCCUUUUGGAUACAAUGAAGUAGCCAAGAUACCAGCUGGAGCCACUCACAUCCGUGUCACGGAUAACAGCCGGAAUUAUCUCGCUCUCCAGAAUGGUCGUGCCCAGUUUGUGAUCAACGGGAACUGGAAGAUUAGCGUCCCAGGGGAGUACAGUGUGGCUGGAACCAAACUUCUGUACCGGCGGUCUGCAGACACCUGGGAGAGCUUUGAGGUCCCAGGCCCCACCCAGGAAGACUUACGUAUAAUGGUUCUGGCCACAGACAGAAACCCAGGGAUUGAGUAUGAGUACUGGUUGCCACCAGACCAGUACGACCUUUACCAUGGGAGGAGAAGCCCUCUGCGUCAGACUCACCUCUCUGACAGCUACCUCCCCUGGGAGCAACCCACCACAACUACCACUACACGGCUUCCCCAGGUCACCACCCGCCCCCACUGGUCAUUAAGAAGGCCCGUGAAGCCGCCACGCCAACCUUCCCACCCCGUUGUGCCUCGCCUGGAACGAGAGGAGAGACACAGAAACCUGCUACCUCAGCCCUCACCAGGAAGGCAUUGUGGGAAAUGUAGACGAGUUAAAGGUCGAAGAGAGCGCCAGAGGCAGUAUUGCCAGAAGGAUUUUGUUUUUCGUGCCAGAGUCCUGGGGAAGCUUUACAGAGGCGCAGAGACGCGUUACGAUGUCCAGGUCCUCCACACUUACCGUAACAGCUUCCGUCUGGAGCACCGUGAGUUCCUUUGGGUCCCCAAUGUGUGUGACUGCCCCCAUCUGGAGCCCGGCAGGCAGUACAUCCUGAUGGUGCGUCGACACAUCAACUACGAACAGACGCUAAACCGCAUUCUGCUGGAGGAGGACAGCUACGUGGUGCCAUACAGACCCAGAGAGGAUGAACUGCUGCGGCCGCUGGAGAGGCUCUGCAGCAACAGAGGACAGAAGCGGCCUGCGGUGUGAGCCCGGUGAAACAUUGCAUCAGCGUUUUCCUGUCUGGACCUUCAUCAUCCACGGACACACAAAUGUCCACACAUGGACAAAACUCUCCACUCCACACAGAGGAACCAAAGAGACUCCAUGUUUAUUUAAAAGCCUGCAUGGCUUACUAUAACAUAUAGAGCACUUUAGGUGGACACCUGCAGCCACCUGUAAACACACGCCAAAGAGCAUUGACUCAAAUAUGACAUGUAAUUGCUGUUCUUCAAAAUAUAAUUAACUUUAUACUCUGUAUUAUUUCUUUAUGCAUGCCAGAUUUGAGGGAAAAUCCACCUCAGCACUAUUACUGUACACCUUGAGGUACCACUUUGCAAUGGGGUACCCUGAAACAUGGUUAAUGUAUAGCCAAUAUGUAAUUAUUUAUUUUGUAAUGUCUGAUCCUGGAGUGUCUACCAUUUACAAGUGGCAAAAGGGAGCCUUAAUUUAAAGUAGGAUGGAUAUUAGGAGUGAGGUACUACCAUUUAUAACUACAGUCUCUUAGGCGUAUAAGUCAAAAUGCAUCAUGAAGAGGACAAAUACAGUAUACUGUAUAUACAGUAAGUCACACUGGACUAUAAGUCACAUUUACCGGUAUUUAUGAUGGCACUGUCAUCAGAGGAGGGGGCAAUGUUUACACCAACAUGGGGACAAACUAAAGCCACAGAAGCUGAAAUAAGUCCUUUUCAAGUAUAUGGAGACAAUAAAAACGUACCUGUUUAAUAAAUGCCAGAAUGUUCUCCAAGAAGACACUUUUAAUACGUGACAUAAUACCUGGACGCAAAAAUGUAUCAAACAGCCGUAUUUUAACACCAAUGUUUUAAUGUUUAAUGUUUUAAGUCUCAAGAACAAAGUACUUGUAUGUUAUUUUUACAUGACUAUAUAAUUAUUAUUAUUAUUGUAGUAUAAUGUUAUUACAGUAGAACCCGUUUAAGUCUGUCAAGGACAACCCGUCUUAUGUCAACCAACUCCACCGUGUUCUUCUUAUUUUGAGAAAGUGCCCUCGUGAGAUAUCCAUGGUUGCUUUUGUUGACAUAAAAUUUUGGACCAGUGAUUCUAAUUUGGGGGGCCCUGACCCAAAAGUGGGUCGUAGCGGCGUUUUCAAUGGGUCACGUUUUUAUGCCUGGGCAAAACAUAACAAUAACAAUGUAAUGACCCGAUGUCCAUGAAUGUACUGUACAUCACAUUCUUGUCUGUGCUAUUCGCUUGCUUACACCGCCGCGAGGUGCGUGCCAUGUUUAUUGUCGACUUUGUCAAGCUUGAGCGGGAAAGGGAGACAAUUCAGUUGGGACCUAACGUGCCUUCCGUCCCGACACACAGUUGCAGAUAUCUGCUGGAGAACAGCACCUCUGCAGCUCACAUUGUGUUGUAAACAGUUAUUUUAUUGGCCCGUGACACAUUCUGAAAAUAUAAUAUCUAAACAUAAAAUAUAAUAUGUAGAGAAUUUAACAAGAAUCAGCAUGUUUGGGUAUUUGAAUGGCUCCACCCACACUCUGAACUGUCACUACCAAAAUUCCAUCCACUUCAGCACAUUCUCUUGUAGGAGAAUGUCAACAACUAUAUUUCAGUUUUUACAACAGCAUAGAGUUUCAAUUAAAAUGUUUUCGCUUUAUUGUUAUAGUUAUAACAUCUAUUAUUUAUGAUUAUUUAGCAUAACCUAAUCAAGUGAUGAAAAUGUCAUGUAAUGUCGCAUCUAUAAAAUAUUAAUUAGUCAACCAGGUCAAUCCGUCCUGCUCCUUUUAAGCAUCCUUUUGAAAAUGACCUUGAAAAAAAAUUGGAGAGGAAUAACUGAUGUUUCUGUCGUAAGCCCUGCUUCUAUUCUGGCAUGCCUAACUAACCAAGACAAGAUGAGACAAAUUGCAAAAAAUAGAACAAAAUGUCUAACCUGUUCCGCAAUAUGACAUUUUAUCCAGUAAUCCCUUCGUGCCUUGAAUUUUGUGGCUUCAUUCUAUCACGUUUCUUCAAAAAUAUAUUAAUUAAUAAAUCAUUAAUAAUAAAUGAGUCUGUUGUGGUUGAAUAUGGCCUAUUAUUAGACAAAAAAGAUGCAUAUUUAAGCAAGUUUUACAUAUUUUUUUGCCUAAAUUAAGCAAAAUCAAUUGGCUAAAUCAACUAACAUACAAAUAUAAGGCAUUCAGAAGACGCAUUCAAAGACGUAAUGAUAUGUAGUCUUCCACACUGGUCACUUGGUGUCAGUAAGGUUACUGUAAUGUUCGGUAAGACACACAAGCACCAGACUAGAUCACCGGAACAACAGGCUUUUAUUGCAGGUUUGAUUUAUCUCACAACAGGGACAAUAAUCCCUAAUAAAAACACGGGCUACUGUUGCAGCCGUAACCCACGCCAAGCUAAAACUCAACUCUCAACCCCCGACUUCACUUCCUGUCCUCCCACCACUCAGUUCCCCUACCACCGGAACACAUUAUAUUGGGUAAUAUGAGUGUAAGCGUGACUAUAGGGGUGUUAUUUCAUGCAUAGGCGGCGGCUCUAAUAAUGUUAAAAACCAUGUUUACAAGGUUGUGAACACAUUUUCUAAGCUAUAACUAUGAAAAUAUUUCAUUUAUAAAGAAGGAAUCCUACUUUGUGGAAAUUCACUCAUCAAGGUCUGGUUUGCAACCAAUUAACCAUGCUAAACGAGGGAUUACUGUACUAGAAAUGUAUUUUGGCGGGAUAAAAGCCUCAAACAUCCAAUCCACUUGUUUGAUUGGGCCCUUUUUCAAUGCUUGUUUCCAGCAUCGCAAAAAAAAACAGAAACAAAGAUGAAUGAAAUGAAAAUUUGCUGUACCAUGGAUCCCCGCUUGUUCCGGGACCACCAAUGAAUGGCGAAAAACUGAGAGUAACCGCCCGACGACAGCCAAUCUGGGAUCAGCAUUUGCUAUAAAAGUGACUGAUGUAAUUACUAGGUUAGAUUCACUUCCAGAACUCUCCUCUUAUCUCUUCCUUUGCCAUUGUUCACUCGUGACACAAUCCCUAAAUAUGGCUCACACACUAAUGAACACAUUUAAAGUAUCAAAUUUAUAAGUACUCACCACUAAUGAAUGAUAACGGAAGACGAUCGAUGACUCGAAUCUUUUGCGUCUCAGCACACAAUUAUGGUGCGUUCAAGGACGCCAAACAAAGUGCGAAAUCUCAACGCUUGAGGACAAAACAUUAUCAGUGAAGCAUACAGACAUAAAUGUGAAAACUGGGCUUUUUUGUAACAGUGGCACAUGUAUACUGUACAUUUGACCUGUAUUACCAUGUAUUUAUAAAUUAUUACCGACUUAGGGUGAAUGAGAUGUGUUUUCCGCAGAACAAAAACAGCCUAUUUUCAAAGAAAAAAAAUAAUGAAACUAUUUUUUUCAUCAAAAAUCAGCUGCGUACUGUAAAAUUGCAAAUGUGAUUUCAACGUAUGAAACACGAUCUGUCAAGCGCCCAACUGAAUUUGAGAGGUGGAUUGUUUUUUUUGGACCGUCGCUCAAUAUUUUGUUGCAUCGCCUGAAUAUACUGUAGGUAUGUACAGUAUGUUCAGAAGCUUCAAGCAAAACUUGUCACUUGCUACAGUUGUGUGGCAUCUUUCACAGUGUCAUGGCUGUUCAUCCACCUUGUUCUGUGGUGAAUGAGAUUUGUUUUACAAUACCAAAGGAAAUAUACAGUAUUUUAUUGUGUGGCACUGAUUGACUUCAACUAUAAACUAUGUCAAUGAACUAUAACUGUUUUGAAGGGAACUGUGUGUCUUGUAUGUCUAUCGACAUGUUACGAUGUUUCGCGGUCUUAUCUUCAACGCUUGAGGCUCCAAAGAAAAGGAAAGUGAAAAGUGAAAUGAAAUA
Messenger RNA from Dunckerocampus dactyliophorus (ringed pipefish), 5655 nucleotides. RefSeq names its product ADAMTS like 5 (gene adamtsl5). Gene Ontology annotation, biological process: extracellular matrix organization. The transcript has 13 exons. Gene Ontology annotation, cellular component: extracellular matrix. The coding region runs from base 203 to 1837 and encodes 544 amino acids. The record is from RefSeq and is a predicted model, not a curated record. Gene Ontology annotation, molecular function: protein binding; metalloendopeptidase activity. Lineage: Eukaryota; Metazoa; Chordata; Actinopteri; Syngnathiformes; Syngnathidae.